Messenger RNA from Lathyrus oleraceus (garden pea), 2145 nucleotides. RefSeq lists its product as uncharacterized. Lineage: Eukaryota; Viridiplantae; Streptophyta; Magnoliopsida; Fabales; Fabaceae. Bases 1 to 2145 code for a protein of 714 amino acids. The record is from RefSeq and is a predicted model, not a curated record. Gene Ontology annotation, biological process: DNA repair; telomere maintenance. Gene Ontology annotation, molecular function: DNA helicase activity. The transcript has 7 exons.
AUGAAACCAUAUUAUAGGUACGUUUCUCCGAGUGAAGCAUCUUGGAGGAUAUUCUCCUUUCCAAUCCAUGGUAGAAAACCAGUUGUUGAGAGACUGUACUUUCAUUGUGAAGGUCAAAAUUCGGUAUAUUACACUGAUUUUGAUCGUAUCAAUACAGUUUUGAAAAAACCAAGUGUAACUGAAUCGAUGUUUACAUCAUGGUUCGAAGCAAAUUGCAAGUAUCCUGAAGCACAAAAUUUAACUUACAGCAAAUUUGUUUCAAAAUUUGUUUAUGUUAAGAAAAAAAGAGAAUGGAAACCCCGUCAAAAAGGUUACACAAUUGGUAGGCUUAUAUGGGUUCCUCCAACAACUGGCGAAUUGUACUAUCUUAGAUUGAUGUUCACACAUGUCAAAGGCCCCCGCAGUUAUAAUGAUAUAAAAAUAGUGAAUAACGUAAAAUAUGAUACUUUCCGGGAUGCCUGUUUUGCUAUGGGUUUUAUCGGCGAUGAUAGAGAAUUCAUUGCAGCUAUUAAAGAGGCAAAUCAUUGGGGUUCAGGCAGCAUUAACAGGCCAAGACAUGUAUGGAGUAAAACAUGUCAUCUCUUAGCUGAUGGAAUACUAUAUGCUCAACAGCGAAUUGCAAAUAAUAGAGGUUUGAGGUUGUCGGAUGAAGAGAUAAUGAAUUUAACAUUAAUUGAGAUUGAACGAAAUCUUCAAAGGAAGAGCCGAAGUCUAAAGGAAUUUGCUGGAAUGCCUUAUCCAAGUGGAUAUGUGGUUGAGCAGUUGGGAAAUAAACUCAUAUACGAAGAGCGGAGUUACAAUCCAGCCGAACAAUUGCAAGAAUACAAUAAUUUGUUCUUAAAUCUUACAGAUGAGCAAAGAGGUGUAUUCAGGCGAAUAAUGGAAGCAGUAAACAAUCAACAAGGAGGCGUAUUUUUUUUGUAUGGAUACGGUGGCACAGGGAAAACCUACAUGUGGAGAACUCUAGCUUCCUACAUAAGAUCAAAGAAACAAAUUUGUUUAACUGUUGCUUCAUCGGGCAUAGCUUCACUACUACUUCCAGGAAGUCGAACGACUCAUUCAAUGUUCAAGAUUCCAAUACCUACAAUGGAGUCUUCUACAUGUAAUAUCGACAAAGGUAGUGAUCGUGCAGAGCUACUAAAAAUGGCAAAGUUGAUAAUAUGGGAUGAAGCUCCAAUGGACAUAAUGGGGCGUUCCAAUUGUUCUGACAAAUUAUUCGGAGGGAAAGUAAUUGUAUUUGGUGGAGAUUUUCGGCAAAUAUUACCGGUUGUACCAAGGGGCAGCCGUUCAGAUAUAAUACAUUCUACAAUAAAUUCAUCAUACAUCUGGGAUCAUUUUGGCGAUGGGAAAUUGGAAGAACCUAACGAUGGUUACACGGAUAUUCCUAUUCCAAAUGAUUUCUUAAUUUCUAACUAUGAUGAUCCACUAGAAGCCAUUGUUAGUGAAACAUAUCCGAAUUUUCUUAACAAUUACAAGAAUCCAGAAUUUUUGCAAUCAAGAGCUAUAUUGGCAGGAACAAUUGAAACGGUUGACAUCAUAAAUCAAUACGUUUUGGGAUUCAUAUCAGGUGAAGAAAAGGAAUAUUUAAGUUCAGAUUCUGUAGACACUUUUGACGGUGAAGGAAAUGAAGCUUUUGAUGUAUUGACCCCAGAAUUUUUGAAUACACUUACAACUUCCGGUCUACCUAACCACAAGAUUAAAUUGAAGAUUGGGACCCCUAUUAUGUUGCUUCGAAACAUUGAUCAACCUGAAGGUCUCUACAAUGGAACAAGGCUUAUAGUUACAAGAUUGACAAACCACUUUAUCGAGGCAAAGAUUAUAUCUGGAAAGAAUAUUGGAGGGGUUAUCUAUAUUCCAAGAAUGGAUAUGACUCCAACACAAUCUCCGUGGCCAUUCAAAAUGACUAGAAGGCAAUUUCCUAUAACUAUAUGUUAUGCUAUGACAAUUAACAAAUCUCAAGGUCGGUCAUUGGAUUAUGUUGGAUUGUAUUUGCCUAGAAGUGUAUUUAGUCAUGGUCAACUAUAUGUUGCAAUAUCAAGGGUCAAAAGCAAAAAAGGGCUUAAGAUAUUAAUCCAUGACAAGGAUAACCAUCCAUUGAAUUCUACAAUAAACGUCGUGUUCAAAGAAGAUUUUGAAAACUUAUAG